This is a messenger RNA of Tetrapisispora phaffii CBS 4417, 1098 nucleotides long. It is a transcript of the gene RRP4, whose product is annotated as exosome non-catalytic core subunit RRP4. Gene Ontology annotation, cellular component: cytoplasmic exosome (RNase complex); nuclear exosome (RNase complex). The transcript has a single exon. The record is from RefSeq and is a predicted model, not a curated record. Gene Ontology annotation, molecular function: RNA binding. The coding region runs from base 1 to 1098 and encodes 365 amino acids. NCBI's taxonomy places the organism in Eukaryota, Fungi, Ascomycota, Saccharomycetes, Saccharomycetales, Saccharomycetaceae. Gene Ontology annotation, biological process: exonucleolytic trimming to generate mature 3'-end of 5.8S rRNA from tricistronic rRNA transcript (SSU-rRNA, 5.8S rRNA, LSU-rRNA); poly(A)-dependent snoRNA 3'-end processing; nuclear polyadenylation-dependent rRNA catabolic process.
AUGUCCGACGUUAUUAGCGUGAUUAAAAGACAGAGUGGUUUAAAAUAUGCAUCCAUUGAUAAUGAUGAAAUGGAAAAUUUUAGUUCCGAUGAGGAUGUUCCAAUGGUAGAUAUUGAUGGUAAGAGCAAUGGUGGAAAACGUAAUGAAGCUGCAGCUGGUGAAAUUGUCACUCCUGGUGAGCUUAUUACAGAAGAUCCCAUUUGGAUGAGAGGUCAUGGUACUUAUUUUCUUGAAAAUUCUACUUAUUCAUCAGCAGCAGGUACAAUCUCAAGAGUCAACAGGUUAUUAUCAGUUAUUCCAUUGAAAGGAAGAUACACUCCAGAAACUGGUGACCAUAUUGUGGGAAGAAUUACUGAUGUAGGUAAUAAAAGAUGGAAAGUUGACAUUGGUGGUAAACAACACGCAGUCUUAAUGUUAGGUUCUGUGAAUCUGCCAGGUGGUAUCUUAAGAAGAAAAUCGGAAAGUGAUGAGUUACAAAUGAGAACAUUUUUGAAAGAAGGUGAUGUUUUGAACGCUGAGGUACAGUCCCUAUUUCAAGACGGUAGUGCAUCAUUGCAUACAAGAUCUUUGAAGUAUGGUAAACUAAGAGAUGGCCUAUUAAUCCAGGUCCCAAGCUCUCUGGUUGUCAGAUCUAAAAAUCACACACAUAACUUACCUGGUAAUGUGACUGUUUUGUUAGGUGUCAAUGGAUUUAUAUGGUUAAGAAAAACCUCUAAAAUGGAUGUUGCUAGAGAGACACCUUCAGCGGGUCCAGCUAGUGACAUUUCAGAAGGUCCAACAGGCGCUAAGUCAUUGAACCCAACUAAUUCAGUUUCUAUUACAAGAUUAGAAGAAGAAUCUUCUUGGAAAAUAUAUUCUGAUAAAAAUGAUCCCUCAAUUACACCGAGCAUAAGGCAAAAUAUAUCUCGUUACGCCAAUGUUAUUAAAGCGUUGGCAUUUUGUGAAAUUGGUUUAACACAUGAAAGAAUCGUGAUCGGUUAUGAAGCAAGUAUAGCCUAUUCAAACAUAGGUGAACUUAUAGAAAGAGAAGUUAUGGAGUCCAUUGGCGACGAUGUGAUUAAUAUAGAAAAGAUGAGAGGUAACGGUGCUACAGAAUAG